AUGGACGAGAAUGGAUCUCUCUAUGUCACUGACUAUGGAAAACAUGAAGUGAGACGAUAUCGAAGAGGAGAAUCUCAAGGAACAGUGGUUGCAGGUGGCAAUGGAAGUGGAAAUCGUCUCGAUCAACUCUCUCGCCCACAAUACGUAUUCGUCGAUCGAGAUCAUUCAGUGUACGUGUCUGAAUGGGAAAAUCAUCGUGUGAUGAAAUGGGUGGAAGGUGCAAAACAAGGCAUUGUCGUGGCUGGUGGUCAAGGAAAAGGAAAUGGUCUUACACAAUUGUAUGAUCCUCGAGGAGUCGUUGUCGAUCAAUUGGGCACUGUCUAUGUGGCUGAUUGGGGGAAUGAUCGAAUCAUGCGUUGGCCCAAAGGAGCCACACAGGGAACUGUCAUUGUUGGUGGAAACGGUAGAGGAGAACAAUCGAAUCAACUCAAAGGACCCAUCGGUUUGUCAUUCGAUCGACACGGCAAUCUCUAUGUCGUCGAUAACGGCAAUGAAUGGUAUAGAAAAGGCCGAAAGAAAAAACGUCGAAACGAAAAACGUCGAAAAGAAAACAUCGAAAAAAAACGUCGAAUAAUAAAAAUAUCGAAAAAAGAACAUCGAAACUAA
Messenger RNA from Rotaria sp. Silwood2, 606 nucleotides. Lineage: Eukaryota; Metazoa; Rotifera; Eurotatoria; Philodinida; Philodinidae. The record is from the annotation of a GenBank genome assembly.